AUGAUCUUCAAGAAACAACUUGUUGAUGGAAAAGUGGUGUUAAUUCCUGUGGUGUUAAUUCCUGUCCUGCAGGAACAAGAAAGACGAUGUAUGAGGGUGAGUUUUGGUUCGUACUACACCCCUAAGGACAAAGGAGGAAAUCCUCAAUCUGAAGGCAACAAUGCUCACUUUAUCUGUGCGGAGAAGAACACUAUUGGCAUGGCUGACGGUGUUGGCGGUUUGGCUAGAUAUGGCAUAGACGCUGGAAAAUACGCACGCCAACUGAUGUCCAAUGUUGUGACCGCAGUCCAAAAGCAACAACCACCACUCAAUCGUAUUGUGGACUUAAGACAAGCUUUGGAGGAAGGUUUCUUGAAUACCAAGGCUAUGGUUUCAUCCACGGCUUGUAUUGUGACUUUCACGGAUUAUUAUUUACGUGCUAUCAAUGUGGGAAACAGUGGGUUUAUGAUUUUCAGGAACAGUAAAUGUGUAUAUAAAUCGCUGAUACAACAACAUGGUUUUAACUAUCCGUACCAGUUGGGAAAUAGCAUGACAUGUGAUAAGCCAUGUUCAGCUAUUGCAACAACAGUGGAACGUUUAUUACCUGGAGACAUUAUAGUUUUCGGUAAUGGUGGGCUUCUAGACAAUAUGUUCACUGCAGAAAUCGAAGAUAUUAUCAGUAAGGGCACUUUGGAAGGUGUAAACACAGAGAAGUUGGCUUCCACUAUUGCACACUUGGCAUUGUUCAAUUCCAUGGAUGAAAAUGUUGAUAGCCCAUUUGCACAAGCUGCACGGCUGGCUGGACUGAAGCACGGCGGAGGAAAGAGAGAUUAUAUUACAGUUAUUGUUGGCCAUGUUAUUUCAUAG
Molecule: messenger RNA, 846 nt
Organism: Quercus lobata
Lineage: Eukaryota; Viridiplantae; Streptophyta; Magnoliopsida; Fagales; Fagaceae
Product: probable protein phosphatase 2C 55
Exons: 1
Coding region: 1-846 (281 amino acids)
Biological process (GO): protein dephosphorylation
Molecular function (GO): protein serine/threonine phosphatase activity
Source: RefSeq, a predicted model, not a curated record